Messenger RNA from Fopius arisanus, 2614 nucleotides. It is a transcript of the gene axed, whose product is annotated as axundead. Gene Ontology annotation, cellular component: cytosol. Gene Ontology annotation, biological process: neurogenesis. NCBI's taxonomy places the organism in Eukaryota, Metazoa, Arthropoda, Insecta, Hymenoptera, Braconidae. The record is from RefSeq and is a predicted model, not a curated record. Bases 447 to 1748 code for a protein of 433 amino acids. The transcript is spliced from 5 exons. Gene Ontology annotation, molecular function: protein binding.
AAAAUCCCCAAAAAAUCAGCCGAGACUUCGACCUUUGCCCGAAGAAUCCAAGUUCCCCAGUUUCCCCCCACUUAUCCCAAUCCCCCAUCAUCUAAAUGCUGAUUAAAGUCCGUACUAAUACUGAGAAGGCAUUCCGCGCAGUCUUCAUUCACGGUAGCAGCGGGGUCCACCCCAGGUUGUUUAUAAACAAUCAAACAAGAACAACAGUAUUCAAGUUAAUACGAUAAUCCACUGUUCACCGAUGUCGAUGCGAAAGACUGACUCAUUUGGGUCUGGAGAAAAAAAAAGGGGGGUGUAACGUUUGUAACGAGAUCGAUGAGAUUUCUUGUUCAGUUCUUGGUGAACUGUCGUGGGCGAAACAGAUCGCUAACAAUCGAAUCGAGGGAGAAAUCAAAUAAGUCCCUGAACAACCGAUAUGUUAUUGUUGUUAAACUUUGAUUGUUCAAAUGGUGCGGAAAGUGUCACGCGUGGAUAAUUCGAUCCCUCGUUGCAUCGAUAACGCAACAAUCAUCGCAAUGCCUCUGACAGGGGAGAACGUGGGAUGUCGUUUGGAGGCAGAAAGAACGUUUGGAAUCCUGAGGAAUCGAUUGUACUCUAGGAGGAUUAUUCCAUUGUCUGGUGGUGACGGGUUUAAAGUGAUGUCCAGAGUGCCACUGAUGCAGACAGCCCUGACAAGAGAAGAUGAGAAUCCCCGUAACAGAGUUAUCCUCGAGGUGGGUUUACCUGGAGACACUUGGAAAUACAGUGUAGAUCGUGAGAGUCUGGCGGAAAAAUCGGAAUGGUUCCGUGCGAUGUUGGUGGGACCUUUUGCACCACCACCGAGUGAUCCUCCACCCAUCGUCGCCCUGCCUCAUGUCGACAAACGAGCAUUUGAUAAUCUCUUCAGUCACUUCCGCGGCGAACCGGUGAAUUUUAGUGGUGUAGUUACCGCAAGGGCAACCCUCGAUAUUGCCCAUUACUACCUGUGCCCGGAAUUGGCUAGAAUGGCGGUGGAUUACCUCAUAAAGAACCUCGACACAUCCUCAGUACUUGCGGUCUACCAUGGUCUUCAUCUUUAUGCACUUGGUACUGGCGAUGUGGCACUUCACUCAGUACCCAGGGAUGACGCCAAUCAAAUUGCAGUGGCAUGCACCCGGUUAUUGAUCGCUUGUCUGGGUGUAAUCGACGGUGCUCCAGACGAAGUGCUCCGUCAAGAGGCCUUCGAGGAGUUGAGCAUACAAGAAGUUGCAAAUCUAGCUCGGAGGGACGAUCUCAAGCUCACCAAGGAGAGUGUUUUAUUCACAGCUUUGGACAAAUGGGCGGCAUCCGACUGUCGAAGACGUGGAGUGGACCCCAAUGUCUCUAAUAAAAGACAUGCACUGAGUGAUGAUGUCUGGUACAGUGUCAGGUACCUUCUCAUGGAUGAUAAAGAAUUCAUUGAAGGACCCAUGGCUAGUGGACUUCUCACCAGUUCAGAGUCCGCUAUUAUUGUUGCAAGGAUUCUUGGGCAUCAACAACAACGUAAAACUGACACGUAUCAGAGUGAAAACGUUCCUCUCCAGCUAUCCACAACUCCGAGAAGACGCAAAUCCCCGUCGAAAAAAAACCCAGUGAAAAAUAAAUCAAAAAAUUCGGGCAUGAAACCUGGUAAAGAGGAAUGCGAGGACAACAAAAAAAAUCGUAGAAAAGAGUGCGCUAGUCAGAGCCAACGCGUUUGUUCGCGGGUUGGAGAUUUGGUUGUUCGUGUUCUCGCCUGUGUUUUUGACUGAAAAAUAAUUUAUCUAUAGAAUAAUUGUUCCAUUAGUCGAAUCAUUGGUUUUGUUUCAGUGGAGCCAUUUUUUUGCAGACUGAUGGUCUCGACAUGAUUUAACUAAUUGAUUUUACAUAUACGACAUUUUAUCACUGUUGAUCUCAAGAGAGACUUAGAGCAAUUCUCGUUGAUUAAUUCAUUGCCACCGAUUUUAUAACAAAAUGUUUUUAAUGUUUUUAUACGAUGAUAAUUGCUGCCAGAUUUAUUCUCGCGCAAUUCUUUUUUUAUGUUCAUUAUGACUUUUAAGAGCCGAGCGCUGUGACCUAUAGUCUAUUUGUAUUGUUUUCUAUUUUUUUUUUUAGGGAAAAUUGAUAAUUAUAUUUUUUGGAUCAUCAUUCGUGAUUGAGAAGUGAGAGACUUGCGUGAGUUGCAAAAUCAUUAAUCAAUAUUGCAUAGAUAUAUUUUUAUUAUGACGUUACCGAUAAAAUUUCUCUCUUUCAAUCGAUUUAUUAUUCCAUGAUUAAUCGGUUCGAGUUUCAUAAUUAAUUAUGGACUACGCCCAAUAUUUCCAGCUACCGUGCAAUCAAAAUGAUUUAUUUUACCCCCAAAUGCAGUGUUCGCAAAUUUAUUUAAACCAUGCAAGUUCCUUAUUUGUUUUGAUGUUCUUUUACUAAAUGGAUUGUAUGUUAAAUGUUGAUAUUACGCAAUCAGUUCGUUGUGUUCCUGGUUGUCAAGAGUAUAACAAUGUUUAAACUUUGAAGUGAAAGUGAAAUAGAAUCAAUUAAGAUAAAGUCUCCUCGAAUUGAUUGAAUUUCACUGUUAGAUAAAUUUGAGCAUGGAUUUGAAUAGAGAGAUGUAAAUUGAUGGAUCUAUGUACAAUAAAUG